AUGAAGGGCGACGGAGAAAUCUCGCCCACGACCUCGGACGGGAAGUCCAAUGGCAAGGAUGACUAUCCCCCGAGCUAUGAGCAUGCGGAGAAGCCCAAGGAGGACUAUCAGCGGCCUGACGUGGAGCAUAUGGGACGCGACCACCUGAAUGCUGUCUUUGAGAAUCCUCUAGCCGGUAUUCCUCGCGAGCAGCUCUUGAGAAAUGUCGAGGAGUUUUGCAAGAAGUACCAGCUCGAGGAGUAUCGGGAGACUUUCGUAAAGGGCGCCCUGAUUUCGCAGGACCCGGCCAAUGCGACCAACCUGCCGGAACUGACGGACGAGGAGAGGGAGGCUCUCAUCCGGGAGCAUACCCAUAAGUGGUCGCAGCCCUGGAAGCUGUAUUGGCUCGCAGCCAUGUGUUCACUUGCAGCUGCUGUACAGGGUAUGGACGAGACGGUCAACAACGGCGCGCAGACCAAAUACGCCGCGCACCUGGGCAUCAAAAACAGGCCGCUCAUUCUUGGCCUUGUCGUGAGCGCGCCCUAUUUGGCUUGUGCGGUUCUCGGCUCCUGGCUUACCGAACCUCUUAAUCGAUAUUUUGCCCGUCGAGGAACAAUUUUUAUCUCCUGUGUCAUUGCCGCUAUAGCCUCAAUCUGGGAGGGUGUCGCUAACUCCUGGGCCAAUCUCUUCGUUGCUCGUUUUGUGCUUGGCCUAGGAAUUGGAUCCAAGUCAACGACUGUCCCGGUGUAUGCAGCGGAAUGCUCUCCUGCUCCGAUUCGAGGUGCUCUCGUGAUGAUGUGGCAGAUGUGGACUGCUUUUGGCAUUAUGUUGGGGAACAUCAUGGGAGUGGCAUUUGGAGGACUGGCCCCCGACCUUGGCUGGCGUCUAAUGCUUGGCUCUACUGUGGUGCUACCAAUUAUUGUCUGUGCUCAAGUGUAUUACUGUCCUGAGUCUCCGCGUUGGCUCAUCCAGCAGGACAAAGUCAACAAGGCCUUCAAGUCGUUCCGAACCCUGCGCCCCACAGAUUUACAGGCCGCCAGAGACCUUUAUUAUGCCUACGUGGGCGUUGAGCUUGAGCGGGAGAUCAACAAGGGCAAGAAUUUCUUCUCGAUGUUCUUUGAGCUCUUUACAAUUCCGCGCAACCGCCGUGCGGCCUUGGCUAGCUGGAUUGUGAUGUUUAUGCAGCAGUUCUGCGGUGUGAACAUCAUUGCUUACUAUUCCACCACUAUCUUCCAGAAAUCCGGAUACAGCGAUACCUCUGCCCUCCUUGCAUCCAUGGGAACGGGUAUCCUUAACUGGGUCUUCGCGCUGCCUGCCUUCUUCACGAUCGAUACAUGGGGGCGACGAAAUCUGUUGCUUUUCACCUUCCCCUUCCUUGCAAUCUGUCUCUUGUGGACCGGCUUCUCCUUCUUCAUCGAGCCAGACGACAAAUUCAGCCACAAACGGGUUGCGAUGGUCACCACAGGCAUGUAUCUAUUCGAGGUGUUCUACUCGCCUGGUGAAGGUCCAGUGCCAUUCACCUAUUCAGCCGAGGCUUUUCCUUUGCAUGUUCGAGAGGUCGGUAUGUCAUGGGCGACCGCCACGACGUGGUGUUUCAACUUUAUCAUAUCCCUCUCGUGGCCUGCCAUGUCAGCCUCUUUCGGAUCGACAGGCAGCUUCGGGUGGUAUGCAGCCUGGUGCGUCAUUGGCUGGUUCCUGGUCCUGCUUUUCGUUCCUGAGACCAAGGCUCUAACUCUGGAGGAAUUGGACCAGGUCUUCUCGGUUUCCACCAGGAAACACGCCUCAUACCAGAUCAAGAAUGCCUGGUGGCACUUCCGUGUCUGGGUACUUCGCCAGAAAUUGGAGCCUCUACCCAGCUUCUACAGGGGCUCUGAGCGCAUGGCCGAAGUGGGCGAUGCAGCAUCGGAGAAGUACUGA
Penicillium riverlandense is the source of this 1896-nucleotide messenger RNA. Its product is annotated as sugar porter family MFS transporter. Gene Ontology annotation, biological process: transmembrane transport. The transcript is spliced from 5 exons. Gene Ontology annotation, cellular component: membrane. The record is from RefSeq and is a predicted model, not a curated record. NCBI's taxonomy places the organism in Eukaryota, Fungi, Ascomycota, Eurotiomycetes, Eurotiales, Aspergillaceae. Bases 1 to 1896 code for a protein of 631 amino acids. Gene Ontology annotation, molecular function: myo-inositol:proton symporter activity.